CCCGCCGAGGCCGCCGCAGCAGGAGCAGCAGCCGCAGCCCCUCCGCCCUCCUCCCGCCGCCGCCAUCCCGCCCGCCCGUCCCGGCUCUCUCCCUUCCCCCGCCUCCUCCCACCCCCUCCGAGGGGGCCCCUCCUCCCUCCGCCCGCCCCGGAGACCCCGUCACCCGCCCUCCCUCCUCCCGCUCCCCCCUUCCCUGUCCCUGGGCCUACGGAGCGGCCGAUCGGCCGGGCGCUCGGCCACUCCGCCGCCAGUUUCUAUCCCCCAGCGACCAAAGAUUUGACCACUGACAAAGCCUGACUCGUCAGAACACAGCUCAAGAUGGACACCGGUGUUAUUGAAGGUGGUUUAAAUGUCACACUUACCAUUCGACUACUUAUGCAUGGAAAGGAGGUUGGGAGCAUCAUUGGGAAGAAAGGAGAAUCUGUAAAGAAGAUGCGUGAAGAGAGUGGUGCCCGCAUUAACAUCUCAGAAGGGAACUGCCCAGAACGGAUCAUCACUCUUGCUGGACCGACCAAUGCCAUCUUCAAAGCAUUUGCUAUGAUCAUUGACAAACUGGAAGAGGACAUCAGCAGCUCGAUGACCAACAGCACAGCUGCCAGCAGGCCUCCUGUCACCCUGAGGCUUGUGGUACCUGCCAGCCAGUGUGGCUCCCUCAUUGGAAAAGGAGGCUGCAAGAUCAAGGAGAUAAGAGAGAGCACAGGGGCGCAGGUCCAAGUGGCAGGAGACAUGCUGCCCAACUCAACUGAGAGAGCUAUCACCAUUGCUGGGAUACCACAGUCCAUCAUCGAGUGCGUCAAACAGAUCUGUGUGGUCAUGCUGGAGUCUCCCCCGAAGGGUGUUACCAUCCCAUACCGACCCAAGCCAUCCAGCUCUCCGGUCAUCUUUGCAGGCGGUCAGGACAGGUACAGCAGCGGCAGUGCAAGCUACCCCCACACCGCCCCAUCAAUGUGCCUCAACUCUGACCUGGAGGGACCACCUCAAGAGGCCUAUACCAUUCAAGGACAGUAUGCCAUUCCACAGCCAGAUCUGACCAAGCUGCACCAGUUGGCAAUGCAACAGUCUCACUUUCCAAUGUCUCAUGGCAACACUGGAUUCAGUGGCAUUGAAUCCAGCUCUCCAGAGGUGAAAGGCUAUUGGGCAGGUUUGGAUGCAUCUGCUCAAACUACUUCUCAUGAACUCACCAUUCCAAAUGAUUUGAUUGGCUGCAUCAUUGGGCGUCAAGGCGCCAAAAUCAAUGAGAUCCGCCAGAUGUCUGGGGCGCAGAUCAAGAUUGCCAAUCCAGUGGAAGGAUCUACUGACAGGCAGGUUACCAUAACUGGAUCUGCAGCCAGCAUUAGCCUGGCCCAGUAUCUAAUUAAUGUCAGUUUAGAAAGCGCUAAACCCUCCUCCCAGACAGCCUCCGUCACGAUCCCCGAUCACCUCAGCAUCAACCUCUCUCAACCCUCCACCCCUUCUUCUUCCUCCUCCACCACCACCCCCUCGCUUGCGACAGCAGGGGUCUCCGACGCACCCUCCAGCCUCCCCAACCCUCUUCCGACCGCCCCUUGUGUCUCCAGUCUGCUUGGCAUGAAACCCGUCCCUCUCCUGGCUCUAAAUGUUGUGUCUGCUGCUAAGGGUGCCUCCACCACCUCAGCUGUGCCAUGUGUUACUAACAAACUGAAAACGGAAAAACAGAGAUUCUCUCCUUAUUGAGUGUCUGCUUGUGGCCGUAAAGGAACAGCAGAUUGGUGUCAGCCUGGGGAUUCCGUAGAGGAGCCUUGGAAGAAUUUUUUUACUUCAAAAAAAGUGAGCUUGUGAUUUCUUAGAAUGGAGUUGUUUUUUUGCUGGUGACCUUCAGUAGGUUGAGACAAUUUAACAAGUAUCCUAACAAGUCCUGGAGUCUAGUGAUCUGUUUAAUUCCUUCAUUUUUAUGUAGUUGUAGCUGUUGCUUUUAGUAGCUUGUUUGCAUUGCUACAUGAAGAAAAUGUGAUAGGAGGGUCUGUUUAAUGAAUAAAAUUCUCAAUUAACUGCA
Molecule: messenger RNA, 2011 nt
Organism: Gopherus flavomarginatus (Mexican gopher tortoise)
Lineage: Eukaryota; Metazoa; Chordata; Testudines; Testudinidae
Gene: PCBP2
Product: poly(rC) binding protein 2
Exons: 15
Coding region: 319-1692 (457 amino acids)
Biological process (GO): positive regulation of transcription by RNA polymerase II
Cellular component (GO): nucleoplasm; nucleus; cytoplasm
Molecular function (GO): single-stranded DNA binding; mRNA binding
Source: RefSeq, a predicted model, not a curated record